Cooperia oncophora is the source of this 285-nucleotide messenger RNA. NCBI's taxonomy places the organism in Eukaryota, Metazoa, Nematoda, Chromadorea, Rhabditida, Trichostrongylidae. The record is from the annotation of a GenBank genome assembly.
AUGCUCAUUCCAGCAAACUGCUUCUGCCGCCAGGGAUAUGAUUCGUUCCAGUCGUAUGCUCCAAGGAACACACCUUCUGCAGGCUGCUAUUCGGUCAAGCAAGCCGAAGCCACUUACACGCUAGCGGCUAGUCGUUGCAGAACAGAGGGAGGUGUGGUCGCACUUGCCAAGACUCGAAAUCAAACAGAUUACCUCAAUUCAAAGUUCGUUACCGGAAGCAGUUUUUGGAUCGGUCUCAAAUGGGAUCAACUCAAUCAAGUCUACAAAUGGGCGGAUGGAAGCGUG